AAAAUGAUUAAAAAAAUGAAAUUAUCUAUAUGUGCUGAUUAGUAGCUAGCCAUCUAAAGAGGAUUUUAUCUAAGCAUAAUUUUUACUCGGUCGUUGAGCAGCUAGCUUUUAGUAAAUUGAAAAUUGUAAAAAACUGACCAGUGACUUGUAAUCAGUUUUUCCAAGGCAUUUUUUCUACUCUGGAGUUUCUUCGGUUGCUUCCGACGCGUUCAUCAGUGUUCUCUCCGCAGUUGUAUUGCAUUACAAGUAAAUGCUUAUUUUGCAAAAUCGAGAAAUUGUAACGUCGUAAAUCGAGGCCAAGAGGCCAAAAACGUGCCAAGAAGACGCGAAAUCACGUGCGAAACAGAAUUUCGUCACGUGCAGCAAAAGCAUCAUAUACGCACGCACGCUUUUGGUACCAGCUGAUCAGCCGUCAGUACACGCACGAUGAUGGCCGGGAAUUGGUUGAGUUUGAAUCGUCGUGGUUUUCAAUUGGUCGAGAACCUGUUAAGGGCUCGAGGCUAUUGUAUAAAGAAUUUCGUCGAUCAAGGACAGCUGCCAAACGUCUGUGGGCUGCUUAGUCGCAGAGAUAUACAUCUUUCAACCACGUGUCGUAUACCGGAACGAAAAAUGGCAGACAUACUUCGUAACAACGUUUGGGAGACCGACCCCGAACUUUUCGAAUUGAUGAAGAAGGAAAGGAAACGCCAGGAAUCCGGAUUGGAAUUAAUUGCAAGUGAAAACUUUACGUCUCUCAGUGUUCUACAGUGCCUAAGUUCGUGUCUGCACAACAAAUACAGCGAGGGAUAUCCUGGACAAAGGUACUACGGUGGAAACGAAUUUAUCGACGAAGUUGAAUUACUGGCGCAAAAGCGCUCCUUGGAAGCCUUCAAUUUAGAUCCGGCAAAGUGGGGCUGUAAUGUACAACCUUAUUCAGGAAGUCCAGCGAAUUUCGCGGUAUAUACCGGCUUACUCGAACCUCACGGACGUAUAAUGGGCCUAGAUUUGCCUGAUGGUGGUCAUCUUACUCAUGGUUUCUUCACGGCGAACAAGAAGAUUUCCGCUACAUCUAUUUUCUUCGAAUCGAUGCCGUACAAAGUUGAUCCUGUGAGUGGUUACAUCGAUUACGACGAGCUCGCGAAACAAGCGAGAUUAUUCAAGCCGAAAGUCAUCAUCGCUGGAGUUUCCUGCUAUAGCAGAUGCCUGAAUUAUAAACGUUUCCGUGAAAUUGCUGACGAGAAUAAUGCUUAUCUCUUCAGCGACAUGGCUCAUGUCUCUGGAUUGGUCGCUGCUGGAAUAAUACCCAGUCCUUUCGAAUAUAGCGAUGUUGUUUCGACAACUACGCAUAAGACUUUACGAGGUCCGCGCGCUGGCGUUAUUUUCUACCGAAAAGGCGUCCGAAGCGUCACGAAGGACGGCAAGGAGAUUUUGUACGAUAUAGAGAGUAAAAUUAAUCAGGCAGUCUUCCCAGGUCUUCAAGGCGGGCCUCACAAUCACGCUAUUGCUGCUAUAGCCACUACUAUGAAACAAGUUCAAACACCAGAAUUUGUCGCUUAUCAGAAGCAAAUAGCGGCUAAUGCGAAGAGAUUGUGCGCCGGUUUGCAAGAUCGCGGUUACAAUAUCAGUACUCAAGGUACAGAUGUCCAUAUGUUAUUGGUGGAUCUAAGAUCAACGGGUAUCUCCGGUGCGAAGGCAGAGAAGAUUCUAGAAGAUAUUUCUAUUGCUUGCAAUAAGAAUACUGUUCCCGGCGAUAAAAGUGCAUUGAAUCCUAGUGGAAUUAGAUUGGGAACACCCGCACUUACAACUCGUGGCUUCGUCGAAAAAGAUAUUGACAAAGUCGUGGAUUUUAUAGAUAGAGGAUUGCAGCUUUCUAAGGAAGUAAGUGCUAUUUCGGGUCCAAAGUUGCCUGAUUAUAAGAAAGUAUUAAGUAGCGACGAGAAAAUUAAAGCAAAAGUUGCGGCUCUGAGGGAGGAAGUGGAAACGUUUUCAAGACAAUUUUCAAUUCCUGGUCACGAUAUAUAUUAAUUGCAGCAGCACUAUAUAUAACAAGGGAGCAGUCGAUGAAAGUAUUUGGAUUGAGAAAUAAUAUAUAAAAGUUCCAUAUUCAGCAUCACACUGCACAGUGUCUCACCUUUAAUCAAUCAAGUUCUUGUACAGCAUGUGAAGUUGAAGCUACAUUUCGUUGUUCAUCGUCUGAAUCAUCAUCCUCCAGGCCAUUGAAGAAAGAUUGCAAUAACGAACCGAAUAAUCCCUGAUUGCGUGGACGUGGAGAUGGAAUAUUGAAAAAGAGUUGGCCUAUUUUAUCUAAGUACUGUCGAUAAUACGGAUCUCUAUUUAAAGAUAUCUGGUACUGUUCACAAAGAAUUGUAAACACUGCUAGUUUACCACUGAAAAAUAUCAGAUUAAAAAGAAACUAAUGAUAAACUUAUCACAAUGAAAAUGUAUACAUCUAUUGUAAAAGUACAACAUACCUGUCAAUUGUUUUCAGUAAAAAAAAUAAAAAGUUUAAUAAAGGAAGAAGA
This is a messenger RNA of Nylanderia fulva, 2501 nucleotides long. It is a transcript of the gene Shmt, whose product is annotated as serine hydroxymethyl transferase. NCBI's taxonomy places the organism in Eukaryota, Metazoa, Arthropoda, Insecta, Hymenoptera, Formicidae. Gene Ontology annotation, molecular function: pyridoxal phosphate binding; glycine hydroxymethyltransferase activity. The record is from RefSeq and is a predicted model, not a curated record. Gene Ontology annotation, biological process: tetrahydrofolate interconversion. Gene Ontology annotation, cellular component: mitochondrion; cytoplasm; nucleus.